CGCUCCGCCGUCAGCAACAGCGAGAAGCUGGAGGUGAUCAAAUGGUACGAGACGCAUGGCAUCAAGUCAACGCUCCAGCGCUUCUUCAGCCACGUCGCCAAGCAGAAGACGUCGGAGAACCAGGUGUACCAGUGGAAACAGAACCGCGCCAUCAUCGAAGAAGGCUGUAAGACGGCUACGACUGCCGUUAAGAAGAAGAAUCGAUCAUCUGGCGUCGCAACAUCGCUACCUAUGGCAGCGGAGUUAGAACUGGUAGAAUGGGUAAAUGAGCUAAGAAAUGAAGGUGUUCCCGUCACAAGUGUCAUGCUUCAGCUCCAAGCUUUGGAAAUUGCAAAAGAAUAUCACGUGGACAAAUUUGCGGCUAGUCCAUCAUGGCAAAAACUGUUUCGCAAGCGGCAUCGCCUGUCGUUG
This is a messenger RNA of Phytophthora sojae, 411 nucleotides long. RefSeq lists its product as hypothetical. The annotation marks the transcript as partial. The transcript is spliced from 2 exons. Lineage: Eukaryota; Oomycota; Peronosporomycetes; Peronosporales; Peronosporaceae. The record is from RefSeq and is a predicted model, not a curated record.